Quercus robur (English oak) is the source of this 1447-nucleotide messenger RNA. RefSeq lists its product as uncharacterized. The coding region runs from base 210 to 1358 and encodes 382 amino acids. The record is from RefSeq and is a predicted model, not a curated record. The transcript has a single exon. NCBI's taxonomy places the organism in Eukaryota, Viridiplantae, Streptophyta, Magnoliopsida, Fagales, Fagaceae.
UUUUUCUUUCUAGUGGUAGUUAGUCUAGUCUCCCUCUCUCUCUCUCUCCUUAAGUCUCUCCCCUUUAUUCACGGCGUUCUCACAUCCAAUUUUCAUACUUUUCUCUUCCAUUACUAUAACAGAAACAAACAAGAAGAAAAGUUUCACUCAUCUCCAUUCCAAACCAUUCCUUCACAUUCUCUUUUAGAAGAGAGAAACCAAGAGAGAAAAUGUCUGAGUUUUCUUUCACAUCAAGCACCUCCAAGAAGACUGAAUUCUCUAGUCUUCUCCUCUCUGACUUGUUCCAUAUUUGUUUCCUCAUUCUCUCUCACCCUCUUUACUUCUCUUACUUCAUCUUCUUCUCCCCAUAUCUUCUCAAGCUCCUAUCUUUCCUCUCUCCUCUCUUCAUCACCACUUUUCUUCUCCUCCUCCUCGUUCUUCUCACGGUCUCUCCAAACCUUGUCCAAGAAAACUCUCACUCUGAAUUGUCUGAAUAUUCCAAGGUUGGUUUUCUUGUUACAACAUACCAAGCUGUUUUACAAGGGUUGCAGCCUAAAGUGGAUGAUGAAAUUGAAAACUUCCAACAAUUUGAGGAAUUUGAAGUAUAUAAGAUUGUGUUUGACACGUCAAGUUUCGAAUUUAGAGAGGACCCAGAUGAAGUUCUGGAGUUGGAAGUCAAAGAAGUUUGCUCAACGGUCCUUGAAGCACCUGUUGAAAAGAGAUUAGAAUGCUUUUUGCAAGAAAAGGAGGAACAAGAAAAUAUGUUAGGUGAAAAAGAAGAGAAAGAAGAGAAAGAAGUCAAACAACAAGGCGCAGAGUCCUAUAAAGUUGAAGAAGAAGAGGGAAAAGAAAAACCAACCGCGUUGAUGAGAAGCGGAUCCAAUGCAGUGCAUAAUAAAGUAAAUGACACCAAAGUGAGCUCCCAAAGACUAGGUGAAGGUAAUUUGAUUCCUAAUAGUUCACCAGUUGUGGAGACUUACGAAACAUUGUGUUCCAAUCUUGGAAAUUUUGGUUCAAUGAGAAAAGAGAAAGAGUGGAGGAGGACAUUGGCAUGCAAGCUUUUCGAGGAGAGACACAAUGUGGAAGGAGGUGAAGGGAUGGAUUUGCUCUGGGAGACAUAUGAGACUGAUUCGAACAAACUGCAGGCGAAAAGCAACGCAAAGAAGGGGAAGAAAAGCGGGGUUGAGUACAAUGAAGACGACGAUGAGGACGAGGAAGAAGUGGACGGGCAAUUGUGCUGCUUACAGGCUUUGAAGUUCUCAGCAGGGAAGAUGAACUUAGGAAUGGGAAGGCCUAAUCUUGUCAAGAUUUCCAAGGCCCUCAAAGGGAUUGGAUGGUUGCACAAUGUCACCAGGCAUGGCAAGAAGGGGUACCAUUAAAUUAGAUUUUACUUUGUUAAUGUUAAAUUGGCAAUAGCAAAUAUGUGUAUUUGGUUCAAAAUCACAAGUAAAUAUGGCCUUUUGUUUUA